Molecule: messenger RNA, 345 nt
Organism: Cyclospora cayetanensis
Lineage: Eukaryota; Apicomplexa; Conoidasida; Eucoccidiorida; Eimeriidae
Exons: 1
Coding region: 1-345 (114 amino acids)
Source: RefSeq, a predicted model, not a curated record
AUGCAUCCUGUUGGCGGUGGGGCCCUGUACUGGGGUCUGCGCAACUUUAUUCAGACUGCUCGGCAUCGCUGCGUACGCUACGGGCGGCUGAUGGACAUGAACUGGGACUUUGCGCGUGCGUCUAUGAACGGAACACCUAAAUUUUCAUAUGAUCCGUCGGUAAACGAAUGGAGGCACUCUGUUGACAACGAGCACUGGACUGGAGCAGGAGGAAUGAUAUGGUCCGACAUCUCCAUGAACUUUAUUUGGUGGUCAUUCUGGGCGUUCUGGGUAUAUUUUACGAUUGCGAGGUGGCACGUUAACGGAAAGAUGGACACUUUUUCCAAAUGGAAAAAUACGGAGUAA